AGCGCGGGGAGAACCUGCCUCGGUGACAACAGCGGCUGUUUGAUGGCGGUUGUCGGGCGGCCGCGGCCCCGCCGGCUCGGGGUGCUGGGCGGGUUGCGCUGCCCCUAAGGAGGCGCCGCGUCCCUGCGCCAUGGGGAGGCCGAGCGGCAGCGGGCGGCUACACUGAGGCGGCGGCAUCGAGCGGCGCUUUCGAGGGGAAACCCCACUCCGGGACCCGCAAGGCCGGGGGGAUGUUACGGUGGAUCCGCCAGCAGCUGGGUUUUGACCCACCACAUCAAAGUGAUACGCGAACUAUUUAUAUAGCAAAUCGUUUCCCCCAGAAUGGCCAUUAUGUUCCUCAGAAAUUUGCAGACAACAGAAUCAUAUCAUCUAAGUAUACAGUGUGGAAUUUUAUUCCGAAAAAUUUAUUUGAGCAGUUCAGAAGAGUAGCCAAUUUUUAUUUUCUUAUUAUAUUUUUGGUUCAGCUUAUGAUAGAUACACCUACCAGUCCUAUUACAAGCGGAUUGCCAUUAUUCUUUGUCAUAACUGUAACAGCCAUAAAACAGGGUUAUGAAGACUGGUUACGACAUAAAGCAGACAAUGAAGUAAAUGGAGCUCCAGUUUAUGUUGUUCGAAGUGGUGGCCUUGUUAAAACUAGAUCAAAAAACAUUAGGGUGGGUGAUAUUGUCAGAGUAGCCAAAGAUGAGACUUUCCCUGUUGACCUUGUACUUCUGUCCUCUGAUAGAGUGGAUGGUUCGUGUCAUGUUACUACUGCUAGCUUGGAUGGAGAAACUAAUCUUAAGACUCAUGUUGCAGUCCCAGAAACAGCAGUAUUACAGUCAGUUGCCAACCUGGACACACUCGUAGCUGUUGUAGAAUGUCAGCAGCCAGAAGCAGACCUAUACAGAUUUGUUGGAAGAAUAACUAUAAGUCAUCAAAUUGAGGAAAUUGUACGACCUCUUGGGCCUGAAAGUCUUUUACUUCGAGGAGCAAGAUUAAAAAACACAAAAGAAAUUUUUGGUGUUGCUGUGUAUACGGGUAUGGAGACAAAGAUGGCAUUAAAUUACAAGAGUAAAUCUCAGAAACGAUCAGCAGUAGAAAAGUCUAUGAACUCAUUUUUGAUUAUCUAUCUAAUAAUCCUCCUUUUUGAAGCAAUCCUGAGUACAAUCUUAAAAUAUGCCUGGCAAGCUGAAGAAAAAUGGGAUGAACCUUGGUAUGACCAGAAAACUGAACAUGAAAGAAACAGCAGUAAGAUUCUGAGAUUUAUUUCAGAUUUUCUUGCUUUUCUGGUACUUUACAAUUUUAUCAUCCCUAUUUCACUUUAUGUGACUGUUGAGAUGCAGAAAUUUCUUGGAUCUUUUUUUAUUGGCUGGGAUCUUGACCUCUAUCAUGAAGAAACAAACCAGAGAGCACAAGUAAAUACUUCAGAUCUCAAUGAGGAGUUGGGACAGGUGGAGUAUGUGUUUACAGAUAAAACUGGUACAUUAACUGAAAAUGAAAUGCAGUUUCGGGAAUGCUCUAUUAAUGGCAUCAAAUACCAAGAGAUCAAUGGCAAACUAGUUCCAGAGGGAUUGACUGAGGAUUCCCCAGAUGGAAUUAGACAGAGUCUUAUGAAAGAGGAAGAGCUCUUCUUGAAAGCAGUCUGUCUCUGUCACACGGUGCAUAUCAGUGCAGAUCAAACUGAUGGCAUUGGUGAUGGGCACUGGCAUGCCAAUGGAAUAGUGUCUCAGCUGGAGUACUAUGCUUCCUCACCAGAUGAGAAGGCUUUAGUUGAAGCUGCUAGCAGAGUUGGUGUUGUAUUUACUGGAACUAAUGGGGAAGGUAUGGAAGUGAAAAGCCUUGGAAAACCAGAAAGGUAUAAAUUACUUCAUGUUUUGGAGUUUGAUCCAAAUCGUAGACGAAUGAGUGUCAUUGUAGAGAGUCCUUCUGGAGAAAAGCUCUUAUUCACAAAAGGGGCAGAAUCAUCCAUUCUUCCUCACAGUAGAGGUGGAGAAAUAGACAAAACAAGGAUUCACGUAGAUGAAUUUGCUUUGAAAGGGUUAAGAACUUUAUGUGUAGCCUAUAGAAGAUUCACAGCUGAGGAGUAUCAGGAAAUAGACAGACGCCUUCAUGAGGCUAGAACUGCCUUACAUCAACGAGAAGAACAACUGGCAGAUGUAUUCAACUUCAUAGAAAAGGAUCUGGAAUUACUUGGGGCUACAGGAGUAGAGGACAAACUCCAAGAUAAAGUCCAAGAAACUAUAGAGGCACUCAGAUUGGCUGGUAUCAAAGUGUGGGUGCUUACUGGAGAUAAGCAUGAAACAGCUGUUAGUGUGAGUUUAUCAUGUGGACACUUCCAUAGAACCAUGAACAUCCUUGAACUUGUACAACACAAAUCAGACAGUACAUGUGCAGAGCAGCUAAGGCAGCUAGCCAGGAGAAUAAAGGAUGAUCAUGUAAUCCAGCAUGGGCUGGUUGUGGAUGGCACCAGCCUCUCUCUUGCACUCAGGGAACAUGAAAAACUGUUCAUGGAAGUCUGUAGAAAUUGUUCUGCGGUGCUGUGUUGCCGCAUGGCACCCCUGCAAAAAGCAAAGGUAGUACGACUGUUAAAAACAUCUCCAGAGAAACCUAUAACAUUAGCCAUUGGUGAUGGGGCUAAUGAUGUAAGCAUGAUACAAGAAGCGCAUGUUGGCAUAGGAAUUAUGGGGAAGGAAGGAAGGCAAGCUGUAAGAAACAGUGACUAUGCAAUAGCAAGGUUUAAAUUCCUCUCCAAGUUGCUUCUUGUUCAUGGUCACUUUUACUAUAUUAGGAUAGCAACCCUUGUACAGUACUUUUUUUAUAAGAAUGUAUGCUUUAUUACACCACAAUUUUUAUAUCAGUUCUUUUGUUUGUUUUCACAACAAACGCUCUAUGACAGUGUGUACCUGACUUUAUACAACAUUAGUUUCACUUCUUUGCCUGUUCUGAUGUACAGUCUUUUUGAACAGCACGUUCACCCUCAUGUGUUACAGAGCAAGCCAGCACUCUAUAGAGACAUUAGGAAAAAUGCGCUCUUGGGCUUUAAACCGUUUCUUUACUGGACCAUUUUGGGGUUCUCUCAUGCAUUUGUUUUCUUCUACGGCUCGUAUCUUCUGAUGGGAGAAGACACUUCUCUGCUGGGAAAUGGCCAGAUGUUUGGAAACUGGACUUUCGGUACCUUGGUCUUUACUGUUAUGGUUAUAACUGUUACAGCGAAGAUGGCUUUAGAGACUCAUUUCUGGACUUGGAUAAAUCAUUUUGUUACCUGGGGCUCCAUUGUGUUUUAUUUUCUAUUUUCCUUGUUUUAUGGGGGAAUUAUCUGGCCAUUUUUGCAUACGCAGGACAUGUACUUUGUAUUUGUUCAGUUGCUGUCAAGUGGUUCUGCUUGGUUUGCCAUAAUCGUCAUAGUUGUCACUUGUUUGUUUCUUGAUGUUGUGAAGAAAGUGCUGUGCAGACAUCUACAACCAACAAGUACUGAAAAAGCUCAGCUUACUGAGACAGGUUCAGGUAUCAACUGCUUGGACUCCAUGUGCUGCUUCUCAGAUGGGGAAACAGCAUGCGCAUCUGUUAGAAGAAUGUUGGAACAACUAAUGGGAAGAUGUAGUCCAACCCGGGUCAACAGGUGUGGAAUUUCUCUCAAUAGCCUUUGCUGCAGACGAUUCUCCUAUAAACUGGAACCUGAUGAGCCUGCAGCUAUAGAUGUCUAGCAAACCAGUUGCAGGUUUUGUGUAAUUAACAGGAAAUGCUAUUCUUUAUAGUGCUUUUUGAUCCUAAAAGAUCCGUUUCUUGCUUACUGGGAGUGCUUUUGUUACAAAAAGGAAGAAAACGGUUUUUCAAGAAACAGAACUCUCUUCAAACUUUGUUUGGUCUUUCUAGUAUGAGAUCUUGUGUUGUAUAUAUGGUAUUUUCUCUGGGUUUGUACAUCCUUCUGUUUAGAAAAACAAACCUCACUGUGCUGAUUGUUCUCCUGAUCCAGCUUUUUGCCUUCAUGAAUCAAGCGCUAUUUGUAAAGUCAAAAGGCUUUUCCUUUGAUACUUAAUGUAUGUCCUCCAAAUAGUCACGGAUUAGCUUGAGUUACUUCUAAAGAUAUACAAAAGGGUCACAUUUCCCCCAGACAAUCAUUAAAAGGAAAGUCUUCAGACUUUUCAUCCAUUGGUGGUUACUAAAAUUAAAUAUUUUUGUAAUAAAACUUUUAUACUCUAUUUCUAGAAACCAGCUAAUUUACAAAACAAAGACUUCAAAUUAACUUAGUUUGAAGGAUUUUUCUGUUUGUAUCAAAAAUGUCAGCAAAAUCAUGAGUGCCAUUCAAAAAUAUGUGCUAAAUAUCUUCUUGAAUCUCCCCGUUUCCAAAAAAACUCAGAACUAGGUAACAAAUUUGGGGGUAAAAAUAAAAAACCUUUUGUAUAUCUUAGUCUGUCUUUUGCUGAAUGAUAUCAUAGUACUCCAUUAUUCAAAAGCCAAACCUGGAAAAAAAAUUGCACUUCUCACAUUUACAUGGAGUUUCCUUUAAUAUGUGAACAACUGUCUCUUUUUAAGUUAAAGGAUGUGGUAUCAUUCAUACAGAAUAAAAUCUUGUAUGGGUAAUUUAUACUGACAUGCAUUGUCAGUUCUGAUUUUACCUUUAGGUGUUGACUUGGUAUGUGGUACAUUGCAGUUUUAAAAUUCUUGUGUUAACACAGUAUCUGUGAUUCUAAUCAUCUUCUUUAUUCUGGCUUGCUUAUGAAAUUUUGUUAGUUAUUUCCAUAAAUCUAGAGUAUAAUUAUGCAAAAAUAUCCUAUUCUGUAUAAGAAGGAACUGUUUAUGAUCAAGUAAAUUUUUUAAUCAAAACUCUUGCUGUAUAGUAAGCAGGCAUGAUGUGUAAAAUAAACAGUUGAAUAGAAUUUUUAAACUACAAGAUGAGCAUUUAAUUGGUCUAAAACCAACAUUUCUGUAGUGGUUGCUUUAGCUAUAUUUUCACUUAUUGCUAUCUUCUGUAACAAAUGAAAAUGCUGCGCUGCAAAUUAGAAACUUUUAUUUUCCACGCUGCUUUCUUUGUUCUAAUGUCAUCUAAUAAGUGAUGCUGCUUUUGGCCAAAAAAUUGUUUAUUGUGCAGGAUCUCAUAAAGGUAGGUAUAAUUAUUUUUUCAUUCUGCUAGGCAUCUAGAUUUUUUACAAUUUCUUCCCUCCUCCUUCGGUGGGAUCUACUAAUAAUAAAAAUAAAAUAUCAUAUUUGACAGAAUAUAAAGCACUUUUUCAAUAUUGUGCUAUUUCUCAGGUUACUUGUGUGUUACCUCGUCAUCUUUUUUCCUAAUGACUGUACCGUCUAACUGAAUAAUUUUAAAGCCUAAAAAAGAGUUGUUAAAGUAUUAGAAUUAACAUUGCUUCAAACAAAUGAAUAUGCAAAACAAUCUAGGUGCUAGUCAAAGGGCUUUAGAAGUUCCGUUGUUGCUGCUGCAGCUCCAGUUUUUAUAUUGAAAUGGCUCUUCACAACCCUUUCAGUUUCACUUUAUUACAUUUUUGUUUUGAGUGACUCCAGCUCCUUCCCUUCAGCAUUUCUAUUUAAAAUCUAGUCUAAAAGUGGUAGGAGGAUAUAUUUACGUUCUUCCCCCUCACUUCCCUUGCAAUAGGUGAAAGUUGCUGAAUACUUUUGUUGAACGUACUAAUUAUGUAAGUCACAUAAAACAGUUACCUGAAAGUACAAUUAAGUACUUUUAAUCCCAAAAUAUAUUUACUUCUCAGUGUUAAGCUUAGAUCAGACUUGGGUACAAAUGCAAUUUAGAUUUUAUUAAAUAGCUAUUGCCUUUUAGAAGAUGCAUGCAAUCUCAAAUGUAAUAGACUAUUGUGUAAUGUUACGGCUGGUGUGAACCAACUGUUCUAUUCCAUCCCAGAGGUAGCUGCAUAUCGUUGAUGAAUUAAGUGAUACCUGUAUAUAUGUAGUUUGUAAAAGUGCUUUGUAAUCCCUUUGUAAUGAAAAACACUUUUCCAAUUCUGUUGAUAUAGAUAGCUUGUGUUUAUAUACAAUAUGUGCACCUAAUAUUCUGUCAAAUAUGAUAAUGGGAUAUGAAAUUAUUAUGCUAUCAAAUUUUGGGUGGGAGCCAUUUCUUUUGAUCUCAAGGUGUACAAAUGCUUGGAGUAGAGGGCAGCCGGCAUAAAGUACUGCAGUUCUAUUGUUUUUUAAAAUAUAAUCAAAAUACAUUUUUCAUUGUUUCAUUCAUUUAAAAUAAAAUUGAAAUAUUGCAUGUUUCUUGCAAAUUA
Messenger RNA from Mauremys mutica (yellowpond turtle), 6209 nucleotides. RefSeq names its product ATPase phospholipid transporting 11B (putative) (gene ATP11B). The transcript has 29 exons. Gene Ontology annotation, cellular component: recycling endosome; trans-Golgi network; plasma membrane. NCBI's taxonomy places the organism in Eukaryota, Metazoa, Chordata, Testudines, Geoemydidae. Gene Ontology annotation, molecular function: magnesium ion binding; ATP hydrolysis activity; ATPase-coupled intramembrane lipid carrier activity. The record is from RefSeq and is a predicted model, not a curated record. The coding region runs from base 231 to 3683 and encodes 1150 amino acids. Gene Ontology annotation, biological process: phospholipid translocation.